This is a messenger RNA of Momordica charantia (bitter melon), 1177 nucleotides long. RefSeq names its product tobamovirus multiplication 2A (gene TOM2A). NCBI's taxonomy places the organism in Eukaryota, Viridiplantae, Streptophyta, Magnoliopsida, Cucurbitales, Cucurbitaceae. Gene Ontology annotation, cellular component: membrane. The record is from RefSeq and is a predicted model, not a curated record.
GGCGCAACUCCAAAUGCCAACUGGCCGUGGGAGAACCGGACCGUCUUUCGAUUUCCAAUUUCUCUCUCUCUCUCUCUCUUUCUCUCCUCUAUCUCUCUCUCUCAUUUCACGGUCCGAGAAAGCGAGCAAUCAGAUAAUCGUCGUCCCUGAAUUCGGAUUGGACAUAUAUAAACGAUGGCCUGCAGAGGGUGCUUCGAGUGCCUAUUGAAGCUCCUGAACUUCCUCUUGUCCCUUCUGGGUCUUGCGAUGGUGGGCUAUGGGAUUUACUUGUUGGUUGAGUACUCGAGAUCUUCCAGUGAUAUUCCAAGUCCUCCGUUGAGCGGUGAUCAUGAUCUGGUACAGCUUGGUCGACCAAUGCUAAUGGCUGUGUCUCUGUCCUCUAACGUCUUUGAUAACCUUCCAAAAGCAUGGUUCAUAUACUUGUUCAUUGCUGUUGGAGUAAUUCUCUUUGUUGUCUCUUGUUUUGGGUGUAUUGGAGCUACAACACGUAAUGGAUGCUGUUUAAGUUGUUAUUCAGUUUUGGUGCUUCUACUGAUUUUGUUGCAACUAGGAGGUGCAGCCUUCAUAUUCUUUGACAAACACUGGAGAGAUGAAAUUCCUAGAGACAAAACAGGAAACUUUGAUAAGAUCUAUGAAUUCCUGGACGACAAUUGGGAUAUGAUCAGAUGGGUUGCAUUGGGAGCUGUCACUUUUGAGGCUCUCCUUUUCCUGUUUGCUCUUGUGGUUCGUGCUGCAAACAGACCUGUAGACUAUGACAGUGAUGAUGAGUACAUUGCUCCAAGGCAACAAAUCCGACAACCAUUGAUCAAUAGGCCUGUGGCUCCUGCGACAGGUGUGCCUGUUGCUGGGACACUUGAUCAGCGACCAAGCCGAAAUGAUGCUUGGAGUGCACGAAUGAGGGAAAAGUAUGGGCUGGAUACUACCGAGUUUACAUACAACCCGUCUGAAUCUCACAGGUUUCAGCAAGUUGCCGCACAGCCAGUUGAAGAAAAGAGCCGCUGCACCAUCAUGUGACAAAGUAUGUCUUGUAUUAUUUGUUUCUCGCUCGACUGUAGUGUUUUAGCGGGUCGGUUGUUUGUUCCGCAUGUGUAUAACCAAGAGGUUUUUUCGGAGUCUGUACUUGUGUAACCUGAACUUUUCAUAAGAAAAAAAGUUGUGACUAUCUGUUGUGUGAAAA